This is a messenger RNA of Patella vulgata (common limpet), 5275 nucleotides long. Its product is annotated as sestrin-1. Gene Ontology annotation, molecular function: oxidoreductase activity, acting on peroxide as acceptor; L-leucine binding. The record is from RefSeq and is a predicted model, not a curated record. The transcript is spliced from 10 exons. Gene Ontology annotation, biological process: cellular response to L-leucine; regulation of response to reactive oxygen species; negative regulation of TORC1 signaling. The coding region runs from base 368 to 2017 and encodes 549 amino acids. Gene Ontology annotation, cellular component: nucleus. NCBI's taxonomy places the organism in Eukaryota, Metazoa, Mollusca, Gastropoda, Patellidae.
UUGAGCAAACGUCGGUCCAAAGUAUGUUAUGUUCUGGAGUGAUAUGUACAUUAUCCGUUGGUCUGAUGACUUUAUAUAUAUCUCUGGAGUUUAAUUAAAGAUUUGGGCUUUGGACUUUUAUAGGAUAAUAACGUAACAAACCUCAACUCGAAUGUGCCGGUAGUGAAAUCGCCUGCAAAAGCCACACACACAAGACCGGCGGAAGACUUGAUGACUGACGUUGUGUGUCAAAUCAGCUGAUUAUUUUGUCACCCCGAAUACAUUUUAAGAUAAAAGAAGAUUACGUUUAGUAGGUUUUGAAUUGACAAGACAAUACUCAGAAAGUUGAAGACAUUUUGAUACACUAAGUCCCAAGAAUACCAUUUGGAUGGCAGAUGAAAGCGAAGUUGUUCAACGAGACAAAGAAUCUUUAAGGUUCUUCCAUGUAAUAUGUUAUCGGGACCCAAUAGCUCGGAAAAAGGGCUUGGAUUUGCUUAAAUCCAGUUUUGAUGCCCUUAUAGAUCGAUAUGGCAGCCCAAGAGAAGUUGAUUCGAGUAAUAAUAUUUCGAAUGGGUUUGAUGCGAAACGUCAGAUAAUUGAACAUUUACCGGGCUUGUUGAGACUAUCUAUUCAAUGUCCAUUUAAGGAUGUUAGAGAAACGUGUAAAAGUAUACUGGCCGAUAUAAAGGAACGAAAAGGAAUAAAGUUGCCGAGAAAAACUGGUGGAGGACCAAGUCACUUUAUUGCAGAGAAUGAUGUUGUCCCAGUUGACACCGAAGAUGAACAGACAAAGCUUUUGUUUAUGGAGGCUUUCAUCCAAAACAACAGGGUUCCAAAUAUAAUACAAUUGAUGUCAUACCAUCCCGAUUAUUUGGAUUGCUUUUUAAAAACCCAACACUACCUUCUACACGAAGAUGGCCCUUUGCCCUUUGACUAUCGGCACUACAUUUCCAUAAUGGCUUGUGGUCGCCAUCAGUGUAGUUAUUUAAUAAAAUUACAAGCCCAAGAAUUUCUACUUCAUGGAGGUAACCCUGAGUGGCUGAAAGGUAUUGACUAUGUUCCCCAGAAACUCCAGGAUUUUUUGGAAAUUAACAAAAUUCUCGCUCACAGACCAUGGUUAAUAACUAAAGAACAUAUUGAAAAACUGAUUGCUGGAAAAAAUCGCUGGAGUUUAUCAGAGUUGACGCAUGCCCUCAUCUUAUGUACGCAUUUUCAUGCGCUAUCAACAUUUGUUUUUGGUUGUGGUUUAAACGAUGAAAUAGAUUUCCAGAAUGGUCACACAUUUUCUUCCAAUCAUGUAGACAAUGAUGAUUCCUAUUCCAGUGACAGUUCGUCAUUAUCAGAUUCAGCAAAUAAUUCUGAUGAAGAAGGUGGUUUAUCUGCUCUGAUGGCUAGAAUGAAAGAAUUAACAGAGAGGAAAGAAGAAGAGUUAACAAUUGAGGAGAGAUUAAAAGACUUUGCAAAAGUUGAAAGUCAAAGUGCUGAAAUAACUACUAGCCAAAAGAUUCCAUCUCCACGUGCAGAUAUUUUACGAUAUGUUGAAGACCCAAAUUUCACCUACAAGGAUUUUGCCAAGAGGGACUCAGUGACAGAAAUCCCUUCGUUCCGGGCCCAAGAUUAUUCCUGGGAAGAACAUGGGUUUUCUCUGGCAAACAGACUGUAUAAUGAAAUUGGAACUCUAUUAGAUGACAAAUUUAAUAUGGCGUACAAUCUUACUUAUUAUACAAUGGGAAACAAUACUCAAGUCGACACGUCUUCGUUUAGAAAGGCCAUUUGGAGUUAUAUACACUGCAUGUAUGGUAUCCGCCAUGACGAUUACAAUUAUGGUGAAGUUAACCAAUUAUUAGAACGAAACUUAAAAGCUUACAUCAAGACUGUCACUUGUUACCCCGAAAGGCUAACAAAAAAAGAUUACGAUGGUGUUAUGAAAGAAUUCAAACAUUCGGAAAAGGUACAUGUGAACUUGAUGCUGUUAGAGGCGAGAAUGCAAGCUGAACUGUUAUAUGCGCUAAGAGCAGUCAUGAAGUAUAUGACGUGAGCCACGGAUGGUUAAAUUUUACAGAUCAAAAUAUCUUCAAAGAAAGUUCAGCAUGAAGUCCUUACUGCCGAUCAAAACCAGAGGUGUUCUGAUCACCCAAUGGAAGGGAAAGGAUCUUUGCUAAAGCUGAAAGUAAAAGUGUGUGCCAUGGACAGACUCAAUUAUAUAAUAAUAUUAUCAUGUGAACGUUCAUUACAUGUGUUCACAUCACAAUAUAACCACAACUAUCAGAUAUUAAAAAUGUGUGAAUCUGUGUGGACAUGCUGUUAUACAAUAAUAUACAAAAAAAAAAGAAGAUUGUCUAGUCUUUUAAAUCAUCAUCGAGAUGCAAACUUGUGGAUAUGUACAAAGAUGUCAAGCUGUUGAUUUGUGGCACACUGGGUGGUUACCUUCAGCUUCUAUACUAGAACGAUAUACUCUCUCGCCUGAUCAGUAAAAGGCUAUAGAUAUCUGUGAUAGAUAUCCACUUAAUUAAAAGUGGACAUAAGAACUUAUUUUGUGUUUGUUGAUAGUUUGAAAGUGGAAAAUGGAAUGAAUGAAUGAAUGUUGUGUGAAAGACAAGUAUCCACAUGCAGUAUAAUGAAAACCACAAAGAAAGUUUUUAAAUUCUGAAAGCAAUCACAAUAUGGUGUCUUUUUUGCUGCCAUUUUUUAAUCUCUACCACCCAGUGAGAAUAAAUUUUAUGGAAAAUUGUGAUGAAUUCUCUCAGUUGUUAUUGAUGAACACUUUUUUAAAAUUUGCAAAUCUGGAGAAAAAAUUCAAACAUGUGAGCGGUUUGUUUAAAACGAUAUUCUUUUUGAAUGGAAUCAAAAAUGGCAAAAAUUUGAUCAUAUUGUGAAAGUUUUUCAAAAUAAUUUUUAUGUGGUUUAACAGGUCUUUCAGUCAUUAUGUUGAGAGCGUCCAAUUUGUGAAAAAUCUGUACUGAUAAUAAUUAAAUUGUAGCUAACCAUCAUGGGAUAUUAUGUCAACAAAUCCAAAGAAUUUUUUAUAGAUUCUACCAUAUACCAGUGACAAGUGUGACAUCGUAGUUAAAAAAAAGACAAUUUAAACACUAAUAAAUGGAAAAUUCCAAAUCAUAAUCUUCCUAAUCAUAAAAGAAUUAGAAACACUACCAUUAUUUCUAUCUAGUUUUACCAGUUUAUGAUACUAGUCAAAUUCUGUUUAAAAGCCAGUCCAUUCCUCUGUGUAUUCUAUUUAUUGAAAACAAUGUACUAUUAAAUUUAAUAUACUCUUGUAUGUUAACUCCUGGCCAAAUAUUAAGAAUUAAAACUAUCUAAUUAUUUAUGAAAUAUUUUCUGUUUAAAACUAUUUAUUUGUUAAAAGUGAUGGUUCCUAAAGUUAAUUUAUAUUAUUGUUUCAAGCUCCAGUGGAAUCUUUAAUAUUUUCAUCUGGGGUUUCUCCCUUUGCCGUAAACUAUAAACAGAUUCUAAUCAAGUGCUGUUCCCCAUGUGAUGCAAAUUACAAACUUUUAAAGUGCUAUAAGUUAAAGACUGUUGAAGACUAUAAUACUAUGGAGAUACACAUAUCUGUUUAUUUUUUCCAAACUCCAUAAAUGAUUUGUUAUGUGUACUUUGAAUAAUGUGCAAUUUACAUUAUGUGCCUGAAUUACAAUGAUGAAAAUUGUAAAUUUCAACCUCUAACUAAAUAUGAAAACAUUCAAGUUAUUGCUCUUUACUUCUUGCCAUUUUUUACAUUUUGAUUAAAACAAACUAUUUAAAAGCAAAUAUCAAAAUUUUAUUCAAUUUAUAACAUUUUUUCUAUCAAUACAUUUCAAAAUCUUGGUACAGAUGUACUUUAAAAUUUCCAUAUUAUUAAGCCAUAGAGUAAAGCAUUUGUGCUUUUAAAUGCUUGUCUGCACUGAAACCUUAAAAAUUGUUAUUUUGUGAUAUUUUUGUAUGUUAUUUUUCAAGAUGUCAUCUUUCGUAGUGGUGUUAAUUUGACCUGAAGAGAAAGUCUUUUGAUACAAUAAACAUUCCAUUAAGUUUAAGAGGAUACAAGAUUUUUUGUUUUGUUUUUGUUUUAAGACUUUUAGAAGAUGGGAGAAAAAAACACUUUUUGAUUGUAAGGCAAUGUGAUUAAUAGUUAUGAUGAUCCAACGAAAUCCUAUAAAUUCGUAGGAGUUGUAUAUAGAUAUAUGAUAAACUGUUUUAUGUGGAAAGAUUAUAUACAUGAUGCUAUGUUAAUUAUUAAUAUAGUUUGCAUCAAAUAUCUUGAAGUAUUUUGCAUACUAUUUUUUACAACUUUGAUAGAAGUAAUUUCGCAACAAGACAGAUUGCAUCAAAAACAAAUGGCACACUGUUAAAUGAAAUAUAGUUGUUGAUUAUUUUAUUGCUGCCGUUGUUUAAAUUGUAGUUAGCACUAUCUUUCAACUAUGCAUGAGACCAUUACAAGACAAAAUGGAAGCUUUUUAUAUAUUAAGCUAAAGAUCUGUUAAGCUUUUUUUAUUUUGUAAAUGUCUUGCUUAUUAUAUAUCAGAUAUCAAAGAGAAAAAUAUUGCCUUGUAAUUUUGUAACUUCCAUUAAUCUUGUUUAACAAGCUUGAUAAAAGUAAUGGGAAGAAUAGCAAUCAACUCCAAUAUUCCUUUUUGACCUGGGUUGUGAAGAAAUGCAUCCAUUCUAAAAAAAUGUAAUUUAUACACAAUAACUAUUUAAAGCACACAUUUCUUAUUUGAAAUCUUGAAAUUUUUCAUUUCUUAGGGGCCUGUUAAAAUUCAAAAGUUUUAGAUCUACAUUAUACAUACUAGGGGUUGCCUUCAUAUGUGCAAUAUAUUCAUAUUUAUUAUCAUGAUUGCAUGCAUUCUUUUACCUUGACCUAUAUACAAAAUGAUAUAAAGAUCAUUGUCAUGAGGUGUUGAAAAUAAAAUUACAAUUGUAUAAAGGGAAAAAGAAGUAUGAAUUGUUUAUAAGCUGAAAUGAUUACCAUUUAGUAUACUAUUUUAAUGAGGUUGGAUUUAUUAAAUUGCUUCUUUUCUGUUAUAAAUUUAUGUCAAAGGAUAUUUUGAAAGAAGUUAAAUUGUUAAGAUAUUAGUUAAACUUGUAAUUUGAAUUAUAUUAUGAUUUUGUUUCAAGCCAUUUUUUUUUAUUACUCGAAAUACAUUAUUUCAGUAUUAUAUUUGAAGUUAUAUAAUAGCCACACAAAUUACUGCAAUCUCCUAUUGCAUUUUAUGUUCAAAACAUUUUCCUACAUUGUGAUAUCAUGUUGCUUUCAAUAAUAAAUCUAAAUAAAUGACAAUAAAAAAAAAAAUACAAAAAAUUUAAA